Molecule: messenger RNA, 3042 nt
Organism: Dreissena polymorpha
Lineage: Eukaryota; Metazoa; Mollusca; Bivalvia; Myida; Dreissenidae
Exons: 5
Coding region: 120-977 (285 amino acids)
Biological process (GO): synapse organization
Cellular component (GO): neuron projection membrane
Source: RefSeq, a predicted model, not a curated record
CUGAGAAACUUGUGUUUACACAACCAUAAAACUUAAAUCUACAAUGUCGGGUAGAGGUCGUAGCGUGCAAAGACGGGUGGGGAAAGUCGUAGCGAAACAGCCAGAGAGAGGGACGGGGUAUGCGGGCGGCAGUUGAUCCGGCCCCGGCGAAGGAACAAAGGACCAGAUGGCUUAGAAGGAAUGCGGCGGAAACGGCGCCGGUACCAGAGCCGGCAUCAGCUCCUGUUCAGGGACCAAAGCCAGAGGUGGCACUCGCAGCAGCGCCACCUUCAAAACGUAAACGCGCAGACGAUGACGCCGCAAAUGGUGAGGUUGUGGAUUUCUGUGAUAUUUUCGGCAAAGCCCAUGGGCUACCACGUGGUCACAACGUGGCUUCAAGUUUCAACGUCAGACCAGAGACGCCAGCGCCCAACUUCCUGCCGAGUCCCUUGAAUGUCACUUUCCGGCGCGGGGAGCUGGCGGUACAGGGAUGCAGCGUGUACAACCUCGGGAACAAAAACGAUUCAAGAGCAGAUGCACCGGAGAUUUCCAUCAGCGAAGAACAAUACGUUGAACGUGGCGAACCAGUCACUUUACACUGCAACGCCACGGGACAGCACUAUACCCCGGAUGAGAUAGACAGGUUCCGAAACGGCAAAAAAGUCACGUCGGAGAAACAUAGUGGCAUAAAAUUAUUUAAACAUCUAUCAAUUACUCAUAAAACGUUUACUAGCAUUUUGAGCAUAGAUAAAGCGACUAUGGAAGACAAUGGAGUGUAUGUUUGCAGGGCGUCCAAUGUGCGCAUUGCUAAUACGAAAGUCCACGUUUUGAACGGUAAGAACAAAGCGGAAACGUCCAAUAAAAAGCGAGGAACAUAUCAUGACGGGUAUGCUGACGAACAAGUGUCCAGUGGUCAUAUGAAGUCGUCUGCUUCGACUAUUCGGGAGGUGACAUUCACGUAUAUUAUCCUGUGUAUUUUGCUAAUGUUCAACUAUUGAUACAAACGGCAUGAGCAUGAAAUAAGCCCAUGCAGAGACUAAUUCGAACUGAAAACUGAAACGGAUUACAGCGUCAAACACGAUAUUAAUCAGAAUUGUCAAAUGAUAUAUAUUAAUUCGGAACGGUCAAUUACGUCUUCAAAACGACAGGUGGAAUAAAAGACUAGCACAACGGUAUUACCGCCGCAUUCUAAACGACAAAUGUACUACAAGAGUUUAUGCAACUGCAUGCCAAUCACUCGAUCGCAAAUCUGCUUUUUUCACGAAGAUAUUUUGGAAUCAAAAUAUAUACUAAGAGUAGUAUGUGGCUGAAGACCCGUCUGAAGAUAUCAGUGAUAUACAACGUGAAGCGUGUGUGGCGGUCAUUGAACUAUAAAUUUGGGCCAGAUAAUUGUGUAAACAAUAAAUUGUGUUUUAUAUGUAUUCCUGCUAUAAAAGUAUUUGUCCGGCAUAGAUUCGAGCUGAAUUGCUAUUUACAUAUGUUUACAUCAUGUUAAUAAUAUCGGCUGUAUACGCGUAUUUUUAUCUAUAUGUAAAUAUAAUCUUAAACGGUUUAUUGCAACAGUGUAUGUGUGGGGAUGGGUCAUUAAAUACUGUCUAAUGCCAGUUUCUCCCCUUUUUUGAUCGAACAUGAGCAGUUGUCGGUAACUAGCAUAAUUAUGUUCAAUAAGUACUGGUUAUCAGGAAAACGAGCGUUUGUAAAUUGACUAUGAAUGAAACAUAGUUAAAGAAAAGAACAAACAUUCAAACAUAAACACAUAAAGAAUACGUUCGACACUUUGGUCUGCACAUGCCUUAAAGGUUUUAUCAAUUUCGUAUCGAUCCCGAUUGAAUACAAAAUAUUGAAAAUGUUUAAAAAAAUUAAUUGCGAGGUGGGGUUAAUUGCCAAAACGAAUACUUGAUAGACUCCUGUGAAAUUUAGGCCAGCUAUAUCAGGACGAUUUUUAUUAUUAUUUAAUCAAGCUGAAUUGUUGCCGCUAGUUUGGACUAAAAGAAUAAUUCCAAUAAUUUAAAAGGGCGAUAAAUCUUACGUUAGUAAUUACAGGGCAAUAACAUUGUAAAUCAAUUAUGCUAAGUGAUUUUUAGCCCAUUAACCAUAAAGAUAUACUUUAGGACAGGCAGAAAAACUGAAGAUGCAGCGUUUAUCCUUCAUUCCUUGAUUCCAAUUUUUUUAAAUAUUCAUAGAAGUCUUUAUUACUGCUUAGUUGACAUAAUUCAGUUAAACAUUUAAGCAACGCCUUGAAUUAUUUAAUUAUCGCAGUUCGGUGAAGGUUGGGGAAAUACUUUCGUUCUUAGUAUUCCCUCUGUUCGUUAACGGUCUAGAACUUAAUUUUACAAAACUGUAUAUAUUUGUGGAAUUAUUUUGCAAGAUAUUCAUUGUUAUCUUUAUUACUUUUUCGCAGAUGAUAAGGUUGUAUUAGACACAAAUCCGGAAAAAAUCCUAAUCUCAAAUUGUUCAUACAACUAAUAUUUUACUUGCAAAUUACAACUAAAUAUAUAAAAAGAAACAAUGAUGUUGUAAGUUUGUCUCGUAAACAGGGAAGUGCAUAUGUAAACGAGACGUGAGCAUACAUACGAGAAGAACUUAAAAAUCCUGAAGUAUUGUAUUAACAUAGGGGUUACCCAAAAUUAUACAGAAAGUGUAAGUUUAAUACUUGCAUUCUACAUGGCAAUCGUUCAAACGUAUUAAACAAUUUGUUAUCAAAAUUAAAACCUAUGUUUAUAAUCAAAAGGUUGCAUUGAAAAUUUCUGAAACUGUACAGUUAUCUGUAAUGACGACUGGUGUGUUCUGUAACUUAUAUUGCCUAUUGUAUGGAAACAUUCAACUUGUGAUUUGUAGGCAACAUUUGAAUGAAUAUUCAUAAUAAGGACAGGUAUGCACGGAUUUACGGACACGAACUUAUGAUGAAACUACAUUAUCAAAGAGAUGCAUUCUAUUGUAUGUUGAAGCAUUUUUGUUCAUUAAAAUCUAUGCCGUGAUAGUAGUAGAUGGAUAUGACUUUUAUAUCUUUUCUGUGCGUAUGUAAAAGACGAUCGACAUUUUGAAAUAUAUUGUUAUAACAUG